AUGGGGGUGCAGCAUGCACAGUGCGCAGAUGAGUGCGCAGACGAGCGCGCAGGCCAGCGCGAAAGCGGCGCGGAUGUGCGAUCGGCCAAUGUCACUGCUGUCAUGGCAGGGUGCUCGGAUGGGGUUCUUUGCUGGAAGCCGAUUGUUCGCUCUCAUAAGUUGUUGUUGCCCCACGUGCUUGCAAAGCCCGAGGCCUUGGCCAACAUCCUGAAGUCCUCCCUGGGACCGCAGGGCUUGGACAAGAUGCUGGUGGACGACAUCGGUGACGUGACCAUCACCAAUGAUGGCGCGACAGUGCUGAAACAGCUGGAGGCGCGACUGCGGUGUCCCCUGAUCCGCCGCGACGUGUUGUGGGAAUCGGGUUUAGCAGCUUGGCAACUCUUUCUCUACACAGCUCGUUCCUACGUGGAGCAUCCGGCAGCGAAGGUUUUGGUGGAGCUGGCCAACCUUCAGGACUCGGAGGUGGGCGACGGGACAACUUCUGUCGUGAUCAUCGCUGCAGAGCUGCGCCUCGGAAGCCAUGGAGACCCCAAGUUCGUUUCUUCGGCUGCUGGGAGUCGAGUUGAGUCGUGCCAGAGUUUGAACAUCGAUCUCAGGCUGAAGAGGGCCAAUGAACUGGUCAAGAACAACAUCCACCCCACGACGAUCAUCGCGGGCUAUCGCCUCGCCAUGCGGGAGUCCAUCAAGUACAUCCAGGAGCAUCUGAGCCUGAAGGUGGACACGCUGGAACAGGCCCAUUUUCCGGUUCCCCAAGUUCUCCAAGUUCUCUUAGGAGGGCACUCCCUCUGGCAGGGGGCGAGAGAAGCGCGCAGUUUUUUCAAGCGCUGUUUUUUUUGUUGGCGGGGCUUUGGUUUGCUGGGGAGGGACACCUGGAGGGGAAACAUCGCCAAAGGACCUCGCUUCUCUCGAGUUCAUCCGGCUCGGAGGGAGUGCCAGGGGGCCAGGCACAAAAACGCUCCUUUGCGCGCGGGACUAUUCAAUUUUUUGGAAGAGCCUUGA
Symbiodinium natans is the source of this 999-nucleotide messenger RNA. Lineage: Eukaryota; Dinophyceae; Suessiales; Symbiodiniaceae. The record is from the annotation of a GenBank genome assembly.